GAGACAUUUGUCAGUUGGAGACUUUUUCUCAUUUAUCUGAUUGAUAUGUAUGCCAGAAUCCAUCAGAUAAAUAAGAGGGCCUUCCGCUCCUCCCACCUCCUUCACGCCUUGAUCGCGCUUCCUUCCCCUUCUUCCGUCUUUGUCAUCUUCUGCAACAUCCUCACUCCCCCUUCUUUCUCCCCUCCAGCUGCCAUUCCUGUCUGCCCCCUCCAAGCAGAUAUCCUUUUUGUUUAGCCGAGCUAGGCACUCUCAGGUUCACUUCCCACCUACCACUCUUCUCAUUCCGGAUCAGAUUCAGAAUCAGAAUCAGAAUCAGAAUCGCACACCAUGGGUUCCGACUACUUUUCAGUUCCAAUUUUCUUCAUUAUCUUCCGAGAGACCACCGAGGCUGCCAUCAUUGUCUCGGUCCUGCUCUCCUUCCUGAAACAGGUCAUCACGGACGACCAUGCUAUGCGAAAACGUCUUUCCCGUCAGGUGUGGGGUGGAACUAUCCUGGGAUUAGCCAUCUCGCUGGCCAUUGGAGCCGCGUUCAUUGUUAUCUGGAAUAAGUACGCCAACAACCUGUGGGCCACGAGUGAGGGCAUCUGGGUCGGAUGCUUCUCUUUCCUUGCCGUAGCCAUGAUCACCGUCAUGGGCCUGGCCAUGCUCCGGACCACUCAGAUCCAGGAAAAAUGGAAGGUAAAGCUAUCCAAGGCCAUGGACGAGGAGACCGAACGCGGUCUCAGCAACUCCUCGCGUCGUUACGCACUCUUUGUCUUGCCCCUUAUCACGGUCCUACGUGAGGGCCUCGAAGCCAUCGUCUUUAUCGGAGGCGUGACCUUCACCGAGACCGCCAAGGCCAUCCCUGCGGCCGUCAUCGUUGGUGUUUUCUGCGGUCUCCUCGUCGGUUACAUUCUCUACCGCGGAGGCAACAAGAUGAACCUGCACAAGUUCUUCACGGCCUCGACCUGUCUGCUCCUACUCCUCGCCGCGGGUCUGGUUUCCAAGGGUGUCGCUGCGUUCGAGUCCUAUGCCUGGACCAAGGCCACGCACGCUCAGUCGGACGACGGUGGCACGUACGAUCCUCGUAUCAACGUCUGGGCAUUGUCCUGCUGCGAUCCCAAUAACACCAGUGCUGGAUUUGCUCAGCUCAUGAACGCCCUCUUUGGCUGGAGCAAUAUCGCCUCCAUUGGCACUAUCGUCUGCUACAUUGUCUAUUGGCUUGCGGUCACAAUUGCCUUAAUCCAUAUGAAGCUGAGGCGCAGACGUGCUGCUGUCCGCACGGCAUUGAACGAAGUACCCGAGGAUACCAUGCUGGAGGAUAGGAAGGAUACUCACUUGAUAAACGAGAUAACCCCCGAGUCCGAGAGCUCUGGCUCGGGAUCGGCCUCGCUCAAGGAACAGAACUCGGGAUCGGACGACCGUAUCCAGGCCGUCGACCAUAGACAGAUUUGAAAGCUCCAAAACACUAUCUUCUCUCUCCAUUUUCGCCUUCAUCCAUUGUACAAUACCUUUCUUUCUCUCAGACCCUAUAAUAAACCGCUAUUUAUUUGUCUUGCGCCACGCACCAAAGAGACGAUGCUCGACAAAAGACGUUUGGCAGGCAGUCCAAUCUGUCCAUG
Messenger RNA from Gamsiella multidivaricata, 1601 nucleotides. Its product is annotated as iron permease FTR1 family-domain-containing protein. Gene Ontology annotation, molecular function: ferrous iron transmembrane transporter activity. Lineage: Eukaryota; Fungi; Mortierellomycota; Mortierellomycetes; Mortierellales; Mortierellaceae. The transcript has 3 exons. Gene Ontology annotation, biological process: iron ion transmembrane transport. Bases 328 to 1434 code for a protein of 368 amino acids. Gene Ontology annotation, cellular component: high-affinity iron permease complex; plasma membrane. The record is from RefSeq and is a predicted model, not a curated record.